Messenger RNA from Stylophora pistillata, 1275 nucleotides. RefSeq names its product sulfotransferase 1C4. Gene Ontology annotation, molecular function: sulfotransferase activity. The record is from RefSeq and is a predicted model, not a curated record. NCBI's taxonomy places the organism in Eukaryota, Metazoa, Cnidaria, Anthozoa, Scleractinia, Pocilloporidae.
UUCAAGAAGCUGCAAGACUGGCUGAGGGUUUCGGCUGGUGUUACGGAUAACGGGACUCUUCCCUGUGACACGCUGCAGAUUACCUCCAGAAAGCUGAAAAGGACGACUUGGACCCAGGAAAUUGUCUGGCAAAUAAUCAACGAUGGCAAGAUCGAUUAUCGCCCAUUACAUGUGAGAAUGCCAUGGGUAGAUGGAAUGCCAGAUAUAAAACUCGAGAAUCCUUAUACAGUGACGUCUGCUGAGAUGAUAGAAAAAAUGUUCGAGUGCUUCCCAUCCCCUCGCGUGUUCAAAUCACAUCUACCAUACGACCUGGUCCCCAAGGGAUAUGGCCAGGCUACAAAGCCACAUGCACGUUAUAUUUACGUCAUGCGUAACCCAAAGGAUGUAGCUGUAUCUCUUUAUGAGUUUAUGGUCAAAGUGUCAGGCCGAGAAGCUCUCACCUGGAAUGAGUUAUUUGAGCUAUUUUACCAAGGGCAAGUUUAUUGUGGCUCGUGGUUUGAUCAUGUCCUCGGUUGGUGGAAGCACAGGGAUGAUCCUGAUAUACUGAUUCUAAAGUACGAGGAUAUGAGGAAGGACUUGCCAGGUGCUAUUCAAAAUAUUGCAACUUUCAUUGGGAAGGAGCUGCCCCGCGAGACCUUGGAGCUUGUUGUGAGCCAAACAUCAUUCAACGCCAUGAAGAAAGAAGGAAAUUCUAAUUUUUCCUUUCACAAAGGGUUCAAAGGUCUUUGCGUUCGUAAAGGCCAAGUGGGUAACUGGAGGGAAUACUUCACUGAAGACCAAAACAAGCGAUUUGAUUCUUUGUUCAAAGAGAAAUUUGCCGGAUCAGUACUAGAAUUAGAGUUUUGAAAGAGUACUAAACGGUCAACCUCGCUCUCUGCUUGAGAGGGGUACAGUUUCGCAGUUCAAAUAUGUAAUCGUUCAUCUAUUCACUUGUUCCUUAGGUUAUUAACAAGUACCCAAAAGAUUUCAUUUCCGUUCAUACUGGUUUUGCUUUUUCCCACAGUAGAUACACUUUCAUUGCUUGAAGCUAGCCUUACAAUUGUUGUUUCUUUGACCAGUUUCCCGGGUAUUUUACCCAAUGACUUAAACCUUCUUUCGCUUGAACAAGAAAACGAGACUGUAACACGAUCUAUUUAUCAGGAAAUUCUGAUAGGAAACUCGACAUAACGGGAGGUGACAUUAAUCUCCUGUGAAGACAACAUUACUUGCGAACGUUUAUUGAUCUAAAUUCCCAUUUAUUUGAGCAAAUCAUCAGGAUUUGUAAACAUGAUGGAU